Messenger RNA from Lachancea dasiensis, 450 nucleotides. Lineage: Eukaryota; Fungi; Ascomycota; Saccharomycetes; Saccharomycetales; Saccharomycetaceae. The record is from the annotation of a GenBank genome assembly.
AUGGCAAGAAAUCUCAAGAAGGUGCUUCAGCUUAUUCAAUGCCAGCUUCUGCUCACCUAUUAUAUAUGCGAUGAGCUCGAGCUUUUUUCAUUGACGCUGAUGACUUCUCAAAAUUUUUCACCAAAUUUUACGCUUUUUCUUUUGCACAGGGAAAUGGUCCUUACAGAGUCAGGAAGCAGUAAAAUAGUCAUUGUGAUGUCAGAACGAGCUGAGCCGUCUGGGAUGAUGGGGAGUCAUCGUGCAGAUGAGCCGCAGUGUACUCGCGAUGGCCAUCGCGAGCACGAGUACAGUGGUGCGGAAGGAGGAGCCAGUGGCCAUGGUUGUGGGACAGCGCGUUGGUGGGACAGCGCGUUGGUGGGAAGGCGCGUUGGUGGGAAGGCGCUGGCUUCUUGGGUUAUGAUCAUCCUUCCUUCAAACUUCUGUGGGCCAAACAGCAAGCUCGGGUUUUAA